UACAGAGUACAGACGUCCAUAGUUCAUUAAUUUUAUUUUAAUACAAUAAUGUAUUAUUAAUAAAUACUUAUUUUACCUUUAUAUUAUGAAACAUGAAUAUUAAACACUUCAGUUCAUUUUAUUGUCUUGUUAAUUUGUUUUAAUUUAUCAGUAAUUUUAACAGUAUGUAGACACUAGACAUGAGCAAUAGGCUUAUUAUCCUUAAGUAUUCUUGGUUAUCAUUAUUUAUGAUGGGAACAAAGUUUCUUAUGGUUAUAAUCAAAUAUAUAAUUUAGAAGUAAUGUAAUUCAAAUUUGUGUGGUUAGAAACCUAGAAUAAUGAUGAAAUUAGUUAAUGAUCCUUGUGGAAUAUUUUGCAUAUUAUUCACGUAUACUUCAAUCAUAUACGCUGACUAUGUAGUGAUACAAUGGGUUGUUUUGCACACUAUGCAAGACAGUUUAUGGGCUCCAUUUCACAUAGUGCUUUUCAAUACAUUUCUUUUGCUAUUGACAGUAUCACAUUUACGAGCAAUGUUUUCUGAUCCUGGCACUGUACCUCUAUCACAUACUAAUGUUUCUUUAUCAGACUUACGGCAAGUUAAUGAACCUUUAGUGAAAAGAGAAGAUUGGACUAUGUGUACACGAUGUGAAGCAUAUCGACCACCCCGAGCUCAUCAUUGUCGAAUUUGUAAGCGCUGUAUUAGACGAAUGGAUCAUCAUUGUCCAUGGAUUAAUAAUUGUGUUGGAGAAAAAAAUCAAAAGUAUUUUGUCCAAUUUCUUUUUUUUGUUUGUAUUAUUUCCGCAUACACUAUCAUGUUAGUUAUUAUGUCAUGGGUACGUGAAUGCCGGCAGUGUAAACUAUAUGAUAUGGAUACAAGACAAACACAAGUCUUACAUUCAGUAAUUUUAAUAAUGGAAAGUGCUCUUUUUGGUAUGUUUGUUAUUGCAAUUUUAUAUGAUCAAAUGGAUGCUAUUUAUAAUGAUCAGACAACAAUUGAACAAACAGUGUAUAAACGUCCAAAUCCAUUACAUAGAUAUAUAUUUUCUGUUAUUUGUCGUUGGCCAAAAAAAUCUAGAUCUACAUCUAAAAUUAAUAUUCGAUCUGUAUGAUUUAAACUUUGUGUUACUAAAAUUGAUUAAAAACACAUGAUUAUAAAAUGUUUUAAUCUUAUAAAUGCUAAGCAAAACAGAAAUUGUGUUUAAUUUUACGAUUUUUUUUUUUGUGUUUUUUUUUUUUUUUACAUAUGUUUAUUAUGGUACAAAUUAAAACUAUAUUUUGUCAUAAACAUAUAUUUUGUAAAUAAUGUUCACCUGGCAUUUUCAAAUCUGUCAUAUUCUUAUUGCUUUCAUUAUUAAACUUUUUCCAAUUCAUUCCCAAAUAUCUCACAGUUCAUUGACUGAUCUUAUUAUAACCGCUGGUUUCUCAGUUUAAAUUUUCUAUUGUAGUUCUUCCCUAACUUUACUAAUGUACCUUUUUCAUGCAAAAAUAACUGUUAAACUAUUUAUGCAUAGUUUAUACAACAUAAAUUACUUAAAUCAUGUGAUAAUUUGUUUUUAUAUUCAAAUUUAUAGUUAUAUAUUACUAUCCCAGUUUAAGGGAAAGUGAAGUGAUACUAGUACCCAACAUCUGGUUUCUGUAUCCUAUGAUUUUUUAUUUUAUUUAUUAAUUGUAGUAUAGCAUAAAGUUAUGAUUUUUGUUACAUUAGUUUUUAUUUUUAUAAUUUAUUUUUAAGAAAUAUAUAAAUUAACAUGAUGUGUUACAAUUUAA
Aphis gossypii (cotton aphid) is the source of this 1746-nucleotide messenger RNA. It is a transcript of the gene Dnz1, whose product is annotated as palmitoyltransferase ZDHHC3. The record is from RefSeq and is a predicted model, not a curated record. Gene Ontology annotation, cellular component: endoplasmic reticulum; Golgi apparatus. Gene Ontology annotation, molecular function: protein-cysteine S-palmitoyltransferase activity. The transcript has 5 exons. Gene Ontology annotation, biological process: protein targeting to membrane; peptidyl-L-cysteine S-palmitoylation. Bases 318 to 1088 code for a protein of 256 amino acids. NCBI's taxonomy places the organism in Eukaryota, Metazoa, Arthropoda, Insecta, Hemiptera, Aphididae.